AUGGCAUACAUUGACCAAUUGGUUUGGCGGCUGAAGGAAUUGAAGUGCCCAGCUGUGUUCAUCCUAUGUGUGGUUCUUGUCUAUUACACCAAGCUUGGGAUGCUGAACCAGGAGAUCCAAUACUGUGAGUUCUUCGCCGGGAAAGCGAAUGUUUUCCGCUCGGUCUCCAACUCCGGGUAUCCAUCUUGUGCCGUGGACAUAUCCUACUUCGAUGGCAUUUCGGGUACACAAUCCAACCCUUUCGACAUCUUGAGUGCUUCGGGACUUGCGCUUGGUAUAUGGCUUAUCCUAGCGGCGAAAGAAGACGAGUUCAUUACCAUAUGGGGAAUCGUGUGCUCGUCUUGGGUGCGGACGAAUGCCUACAUAAGCAAAAGGUCCGUUCUCCUGCCACAAGGUGACGUAACGCAGCCUAGAAUCCUUUCCGCGAAUUCUAUGGCCUCGAGGUUUCAAUGCUGCACUAAAUAUGGGCGCUGCUUGAAAAAUGCAUGA
Messenger RNA from Symbiodinium sp. CCMP2592, 489 nucleotides. Lineage: Eukaryota; Dinophyceae; Suessiales; Symbiodiniaceae. The record is from the annotation of a GenBank genome assembly.